Messenger RNA from Exaiptasia diaphana, 1485 nucleotides. Its product is annotated as dynein heavy chain 3, axonemal. Gene Ontology annotation, biological process: microtubule-based movement. The record is from RefSeq and is a predicted model, not a curated record. NCBI's taxonomy places the organism in Eukaryota, Metazoa, Cnidaria, Anthozoa, Actiniaria, Aiptasiidae. Gene Ontology annotation, cellular component: dynein complex. The transcript is spliced from 11 exons. Gene Ontology annotation, molecular function: ATP binding; minus-end-directed microtubule motor activity; dynein light intermediate chain binding. The coding region runs from base 1 to 1485 and encodes 494 amino acids.
AUGGUCCAAUUGCUUUACGACGUACCACUAUUCCAGGGUAUUAUUUCUGACUUGUUUCCUGGUACUAACUGGCCUAAUCCUGAUUAUGGUGUGCUAUUGGAAGCACUGAGAGAAAACUGCAAGCUACGUAAUUUACAGGCCACUGAUUGGUUCAUUAAGAAGAUCAUCCAGGUGUAUGAGAUGAUGAUAGUACGUCAUGGUUUUAUGAUCGUUGGUGAUCCUAUGGGUGGUAAAACAAUGGCUUACAAGGUUUUGGCCGACUCGCUGACAGACCUUCAGAAGGCUGGAUAUCCCCAUCAAAAGCAAAAUGUUUUCCCCGAUCGAGGUACAGUGUACGACUACUACUUUGUCAAACAAGCGAAUGGAUCAUGGAAUAACUGGCUAGAGUUAUCCAACAAGAAAGCUGUUAUACCCAAAGACGCCAAGGUUAGCGAGAUAACCAUCGAAACAGAUGAUACAGCGCGUCAAAUAUUCUUCUUAAACACGUUUGUACCACACGAAGUCCCGUUGCUGUUUGUUGGUCCAACAGGGACUGGUAAAUCCGCCAUUACCAACAACUUCCUGGUCAACUUACCAAAGGAGAAAUAUCUACCCAUCAAUAUUAACUUUUCUGCUCGAACUUCUGCUGGAAUGACYCAAGACAUCAUCAUGGGRAAACUAGACAGGCGACGUAAGGGCGUGUAUGGUCCUCCACCGGGAAAGAAGUGCGUGGUAUUCGUAGAUGACCUCAACAUGCCUGCUAAAGAGAAAUACGGUGCACAACCGCCUAUUGAGCUACUAAGACAGUGGAUCGAUCACAAGCAUUGGUACGACCUCAAAGACACUUCUAAAUUAGAGCUGUUAGAUCUGUUGUUUGUAUCAGCAAUGGGUCCUCCAGGAGGUGGUCGGAAUGAUAUCUGUGGUCGUUUUGUGCGACACACUAACAUCAUCUGCAUCGACUCGUUUGAUGAUAACACCAUGACAAAAAUCUUCACCUCCAUCGUCGAUUGGCAUUUUGCUAAAGGAUUUGAAGCCACUUUUCAGAGAUUGGGAAAGAUUGUCGUUUUAGCAACCAUGCAAGUUUACAAAUCAGCCGUCGAAAAAUUUCUCCCCACUCCUAGUAAAUCCCACUACGUCUUCAACUUGCGUGACUUCGCUAGAGUGAUAGGAGGCGUGCUAUUGGUUCCUUCAACUCACAUGACUGAGGGCGACAAGCUGAUUCGCUUAUGGAUUCACGAAGUCUACCGRGUGUUCUACGACCGACUGAUUGACGACACCGAUCGUGAGAUGUUCUUUGGUUUGAUCAAAGAAACCACGAAGCAGCAAUUUAAACUGGAGAUGGAUCGUCUUGUUGGUCAUCUUGUUCCUACAGGACAAAAACUCAAGGAUGAUCACAUUAGAAACUUGUUUUUUGGUGAUUACAUGGUGCCUGACAGUGCAGACAAGAUCUACGAUGAAGUAUCAGACUUUAAAGAACUUACUGCGCAAAUUGAAUCGUAUGUCUAG